CAAUGUCAGUUAUUCGGGCCAGGAGUCGCCACGGCCCCAGCCAGAGUUUAGCGUGCUCAGUCCUACUGACCCGUCAAAUGUAGAAUUCACCUCCAUGGAACGUUCCAUGCAGCAGCUACGUUCCCGCCCGCCGACUGUCAAGGAGCGCACCAGCCUUGUAACACAGCACAGCAGCAGCAAUCCAAAUGCACAGUCCAAUCCAAGUCCAAAAGCACCCACUACCAUCCUACCCGAGUAUAUGCGAGCACCACCCAAUUAUGUUUUGCCACCGCAGAUGCGUCCGGUUGUGGGGCCGCCGCCGCCCCAGAAUCGUCCACCGUUUCCCGGCGCACGGCCCAUGGUGGGAAUGGGACCGCGACCGCCCAUGCAGCCCCCAAAUAUGGGCGGACCCAGACAGAUGCCGCCACCGUUGAGAUCGACAGAUAGCAAGAGCAACUUACUGAUGGGCCCACCAGGUCCUCCGGGCAUGAGGCCGGGAAUGCCACCGCCCUUGCAGAAUAUGCAGCAGGCAGCACGUCCACCCAAUAAUCCUGGCGGAGGACAGAUCAGUCCACCGGGCCAGGGUCAACCAAGGCCACCAGGGGGCUUUCCCUGGUCACCGACAACCGGUGGAGCUCCACCACCUCUGGCGAAUUCUGGCUUGCCACCAGGAGCACGUCUACCGCCGCCGCCUCAAGGUCCGAAUAUGACCAGAGCACCGCCACCAACAUUUCCACGUCCUUUGCCGGGACAACCUUUGCAGGCUCCUUUCCGACCGCCCUACAAUCAGCAACAACCACAACAGCAACAACAACAACCUAUGCAGCAGCAGCAACUUCCUAUGCAGUCGCCACAACAACAAUUGCAACAACAACAGCCUCCCCAACAAUUACGCCCACCAUCUGGACACAACGAAGAUGACGAUGAUGUCAUUAUGGGACCAGCUGUCACUCCCCUCAAAUCAUACAACAUGAAACCAGAUCCCAUGGGUUCACCACUUCUAGAGGACAUUGAGCCACCAUUCGAGACGACCUCCUCUGAUCACACCUUGCCAUCUUCGGUCAUCAAAACUGAAUCCAACAAAAAGGCCAGCCACUAUAAAGGUGACAAUGACAGCGGCGUCGAUGAGUCCACUCAAGAGAAGGAUCGCAACGGACCCACAUCACCCAGUUCACCGGUCAAGACACCCACAUCGACCUCAUCGAAGCCGGACAAGUCAGGCCAAUCGCGUCCACCGAGCGCCACGCCUUCGAAUAAAUCAGCCUCCAAAUCGCGAAGCGCCUCAAAGAAUCGUUUGCUACUCAAGACGCCCGAACCCGAGCCAUUGAAGAAAGUUCCAAUGAACAAGGUACAAGUGGGACAUGCCCCUUCACCCAAUCUCAAGGCGGUGCGCUCGAAAAUCGGUUCAUUGGAUAACGCCACCUAUAAGCCAGGCGGUGGACAUGUAAAAAUCGAAUCGAAAAAAAUUGAAAUCAAGGCCGCCGGUCCCCGCAUCGAGGCCAAGAAUGACAAGUACGCCCCCAAGGGCGGCGAGAAGAAGAUAGUCACAACAAAGUUGCAGUGGAAUGCCAAAUCAAAGAUCGGUUCAUUGGAAAACGCCGCCCAUAAACCUGGCGGCGGCGACAAAAAGAUUGAGACAUUAAAAAUGGACUUCAAGGACAAAGCCAAAUCGAAGGUCGGAUCCAAGGAUAAUGUCAAACAUCAGCCUGGCGGCGGUGAUAUCAAGAUACAAUCGCAAAAAAUAGAAAUUAAGGCACAAAGCAAAGUUGGCUCUUUGGAUAAUGUAAAGCACAAGCCCGGUGGCGGGGAAAAGAAGAUUUUCGAUGAUAAGGAUUAUUUGAAAAAUGUUGAACACUCUGUUGCACUGACAACACCACCAACACAGAGUCCACUACCAUCCAUGACGGCUUCAACAAGCGGCGCUGAUGAAAAUUUGAAUCAACAAAGCUAAAUGCCCUGUGAAACCAAAAAGACAACACAAAAAAAAAACAUUAAUGAAAAGAAAAUUUACACAAAAUUUAUAU
Molecule: messenger RNA, 2003 nt
Organism: Drosophila willistoni
Lineage: Eukaryota; Metazoa; Arthropoda; Insecta; Diptera; Drosophilidae
Gene: tau
Product: microtubule-associated protein tau
Exons: 7
Coding region: 95-1930 (611 amino acids)
Biological process (GO): microtubule cytoskeleton organization; neuron projection development
Cellular component (GO): neuron projection
Molecular function (GO): microtubule binding
Source: RefSeq, a predicted model, not a curated record